AGGAUCGGAGCCCCAUUCCAUUGUCGAACUAGUUGGCGACCCGUACAGAAAGUCCUUGAUCAUUGCCACCGAGAAGGGCGUUUGGCGCAUGUCGAUUGAGGGCGAUGUUCUGGCAACAUUCACUCCGCACCACCACCAUCCGGAUCUUCCAUCCGGAUUUGCCACGGUCAGCGCAGUGAGGUGGAAUUCAGAAGACGGUAGCCGGCGUGUUCCUGGAAUCUCGCGGGCACCGUCUAGAUCUGAGUCGGAUGUUGCGCUGAACAAAUUGGCUGCAAACAGCGAUCGGGCAGUCACCAAGGAGAGCAGCACCGUGCUGCGCCUAAACCUCUCACAUGCGGCUCCGCCGUCAGCAAUGUCGACGAACGAGGUCGAGACACGGUUGCUGCUGGUUGGCGAUGCGGCAGGCAGCUUGUGGAUGUUCGACUCGGACGCAACUGGGAUUGCGACACCAAUAAGGGCAUGGCCGCGGCUGCACCGCUUCGCUGUUUCUGCACUGAGCAUCAACGGAUGCAUGAUUGUGUCGGCAGCACGCAAUGGCCAGGUGUUUAUUAUCGACCCGCUUACUGGACAGCCUCUGCGGGCGAUGCGCUGCCGUGGCGGUGGCCGAGGCGACCGCCGGAACAGACGCCGGCGAGAGCACCAACAACCAGGCGGACGAUCACCCAGCAGCAGUUGCUGAUCGCGGGCCGCGGCGUCUCGACCCGUGGUUCUGGUCGAUCCACCCAGCGGUGAUGAACAGCGAGACUCGCAACGACAUAUUCCUGGCGCAGCUGCUGGCCUCGCGGACAUCCGAGC
This is a messenger RNA of Linderina pennispora, 795 nucleotides long. RefSeq lists its product as uncharacterized. Gene Ontology annotation, molecular function: protein binding. The transcript has a single exon. Lineage: Eukaryota; Fungi; Kickxellomycota; Kickxellomycetes; Kickxellales; Kickxellaceae. The record is from RefSeq and is a predicted model, not a curated record. Bases 89 to 679 code for a protein of 196 amino acids.